CAAGAGGAAAUACAAGUGAGAGAAGCUGGUAAUAGCAGAAUAGAAUCAGCAUAUCUAAAAUCACUCACACCCCAAUCGGAGAUGUGUCUCACCGUUGCUUGCACUGAAAACAUUGGACCAACUAAGGAAACAUGAAAACUGAGAGGGAGGCUUGGAUGUUUUUUUACAAUUCUCUACUAAGAAAGCAAUCUGGACAACGAAAUAUACAUUUAAAAGAGAACACAGACUUGGAUACCUGAAGAGUCCCAGAGAGCUAGCAAGCAUGACAUCCAACUCUACCUCCGGCAAUCUGUGUGAACCAAAUGACAAACUCUGCAUUACACGGGAGUAUCAGCUGGAAGUGAUUGUUGUCCCUGCACUGCUCCUCCUGGGCACCGCCAUCACCUUACUGACCGUGUUAAUACUAAGGUAUUGCCAUAAGGGGAAGCGGACCCGAGUCACAGCCCCACAACAUUACCACAGCUCAACACACAGACAUACUAACAGACACAGCCACAGACACCACCUAUACGGCAUAGAUGCACCACCUGGGAUAAACCCACUGGAACAUGAAGAGGUGCCAAUGAAAGUUCAACAAGUGCAGCAAAAUAGCAAACAAACUCCAACUGCAGUACCGCAGGUGUCCACAGAGAGGCAUCAGGGAGCCUUCGGUCAGGUCACUGCACUGCCGCAGUCAUACUCCAUCAAGCCUAACGACACGGUAAACCUCUACCGGGGUAGCAUGGACAGCAAGAAUGUCAUCCUGAGGGUGCUGAAAGAUACAGCAACUAGCAGUGAGAAACAGCACUUUUUGGGGUUUGCUUCCUUCUUGUCAGAAUUGGGGCCACACCCCUUCAUUCCUUUGCUGCUGGGUGUUGUUUCAGUGCAACCACCUUUAAUUAUUGUGGUGGAGGAGCUAAAACACAGAGACCUGCUGGGGUUCCUGUGGAAAUGCAGACAGGAUAACUCGGGUUAUGACAUGACAGAGAAGAUGAUCUUCACCAUGGCGGGACAAGUGGCUUCAGCUUUGGAGUAUCUGCAUAGUAAGAGCUGUAUCCAUAGCAACAUGGGGGCUCGCAGCAUUCUGGUUGGUGAAGAUUUGACAGCUAAGCUCUGGGGACUGGGCUCAGUCUACCGCAGGAGAACACAGCUGGGCUCACCGGGGGCAGUGGACGAUAUGGAGCUGAGUAAAUGGCAGGCACCUGAAGUGCUGGCCGGGAGGCCCGUGAGUCCGAGCAGUGAUGUAUGGUCUUUUGGAAUCCUCCUCUAUGAAAUGGUCACAUUGGGUGACCCACCUUUUGCUUCAAUUAUGGCAACUGAACUUCUGCAGUAUCUCCAAAGGGGAAAGUCCCUCAAACAGCCAGCCACCUGCUCCAACUCACUGUACUCCAUCAUCAAGUCAUGCUGCCAAUGGAAUCCUCAGCAACGUCUCUCCGUGUCGGAACUACUCAGGGUGCUACAUACGAAAGAGAAAUCAGCCAAUGGGAGAACAGUUCUGAGGGUCACGGAACCACUGAACUUCGAGAGAUAUAUGAGGGAGGCGGGAUGUGGAGAGGCGUUCAACUUUGCUGUGCUCUGAUUGGUUAAAAUGUUUAUCAAUCAGAAGUUCUUUAAGGCUGCUGUUCCCGCGCCGAUAAACUAUUACCAAGAACAAUGUAGACAAAAAAAAAAGUUAUAUUUUUAUAUAUAAAAUAAAUAUUGUUUUGUACUUCUUUUUACUGUUGGAACACAUUCAAGAAUAUUUAAAGCACAAUCACUUUGAAGGAUAAUUUAUUUUUUGUAAAUAUGUAUUUAAUUUGGUAAAUGUUACUCUGGUCUGGUAAAUAAUUAUGAAAUUUAAAAGACAUGUUUAAUGUAUUUUCAUUUUAAGGUCAGUGCUGCUUUUAUUUUUAAAUCGGACUAUAAAAUUAUGCUAACAUGGGGCCAGACAGUUUUUGACAUCCAUAGGGGAUGAUCCCAUCAAACAGAUUCCCCUUCACCUUGUUUUGAGGUAACUACCUGACAGCUGUGCACAGUGGUCUUUGCAUCUAACCCUGCUUUGCAUGUACUUACAGAAGUUUCCUUUCCAAAGGAAAAAAAAAAAAAACUUCAGGGAAGAUAUUAUUUGAAUUAACCAAUCUUAAUGAAUAACUUAGAAUGAUUUUUUUAGAUUAUUGAUCACUUCAAUUCAACAUUCAAUAUUAUUUACCUCUGAAAACAAAGGUCUUACAUUGUCAUCUCCACACCUGAUUUGACAAGGAUGUUGCAACACUGGUAAAAGUAUUGUGAAGAAAGAGAUAUUUUAUUUAUAUAAAUUUUAUUUGGAAUGCAUGAAAAACCUCACUUCCUGCUGUAUAUAAGCAGUUUGUCAUUACUGAAAAAACAUCAUAGCCCCUAAACUUUUUAUCAGCACAGUUUAGGACCUCAUCUGUAUAACUGAACAUUCCCAUCUGCAGAAUUCACUAUUCGCAAACAAUAUUUGCUAAUUUGCCCAAGAUGGUAAAUCUACCCCUAUGUAUACUAAAUGCAAGCUGAAGUUGCAGAUGUUAAUAUUUUAUUCACUUGUAUACUUUAAAAUAUUUUAAAAUAUCUGACGGCAGCUUGUCUUGGUGCUUUGCAAACCCAUGUCUGCAUGCGAUAGCGUCUUGCCACCACUUGGGGGCAGUAUCAGAAAUAUGUGGAACAAUCGACUAUGGGUUGCACUUGAUUGUGUUGUUAGUGCUUUAGCUUUGCUCUGCUGUGGGAAACAGAAGUUAAAGUGGAAAAUAUUUGCUUUGUGGUGAAAUAAAACUAAGUGUCAUGCUUCUUUACUAUU
This is a messenger RNA of Melanotaenia boesemani (Boeseman's rainbowfish), 2773 nucleotides long. It is a transcript of the gene styk1a, whose product is annotated as serine/threonine/tyrosine kinase 1a. Lineage: Eukaryota; Metazoa; Chordata; Actinopteri; Atheriniformes; Melanotaeniidae. Bases 263 to 1558 code for a protein of 431 amino acids. The record is from RefSeq and is a predicted model, not a curated record. Gene Ontology annotation, molecular function: ATP binding; transmembrane receptor protein tyrosine kinase activity. The transcript is spliced from 10 exons. Gene Ontology annotation, biological process: cell surface receptor protein tyrosine kinase signaling pathway; positive regulation of kinase activity; protein phosphorylation. Gene Ontology annotation, cellular component: signaling receptor complex.